Necator americanus (New World hookworm) is the source of this 234-nucleotide messenger RNA. RefSeq lists its product as uncharacterized. NCBI's taxonomy places the organism in Eukaryota, Metazoa, Nematoda, Chromadorea, Rhabditida, Ancylostomatidae. Bases 1 to 234 code for a protein of 77 amino acids. The record is from RefSeq and is a predicted model, not a curated record. The transcript is spliced from 2 exons.
AUGCCGAAGCAGACGUUUUCCCUGUUGGACUACUGUGGUCCGCUUGUAUUGGGCGCAACAUUCAUGUUGAUUCUCUUCAUAUUUUCGUUACUUAUGAAUUUCUUAUUUAUUCGUAAACGCGAUGAGAUCACAUCAUUUGAAAAACUUGGAGCUAAGUACAACCUACGCGUUGGACCUCAUCGAGUCUCAGUGGUAAAACGCUACACUGAGCGACCAAUACUUUCUGAUGACUGA